Striga hermonthica is the source of this 957-nucleotide messenger RNA. Lineage: Eukaryota; Viridiplantae; Streptophyta; Magnoliopsida; Lamiales; Orobanchaceae. The record is from the annotation of a GenBank genome assembly.
AUGUCAGCUCGCCGUGAUCACGGGCAUCCUCAAGAUUGCUCUUUUUUGGGAGGGGAAUCAUUCUUCAGGAACAUAAUGGCAACUAUGGAGACUGUUUACAUGAACAAAAAUCCUACAGCAAAAGCUAUUCUGGAGCUCGUUCGGUCGGGCGAUGACGAUUGCAUAUGUUAUGAUCAUUUUGCUUUUAGGACUUUUGGGGUAAACGGACACGGAAUUGAUUCCAUGGCAAAAGUUUUCUUGGAUUUUGGUUAUGUCAAAAGGGAAGAGUUAAGGUUCCCUGCGAAGAAGUUGAAAGCAUUCUGGUUUUCACCCCCUAAAGUUCCUCUAACUGCUAAUGCUGGCUCAGGAGUUAAUGGACCCUUGCCGAGGAUAUUUAUAUCCGAGCUUCUUGUCGAUCAAAUGUCUCCUGAAGCUCAGAAAAUAAUUAGAAAAUACACUGAACUAUCGGGAAAUGGAAAUAUGCAUGCCGCUGUGGCAAGUGCACUAGGAUGCUUGACAUGGGAGAAGCCCACUUAUUCUGAAUUUCAACAGCUAGCAAAGGAAAGUGAAUAUGCAGCCUGGACUCUUGUUAAUGGGUAUGCAUUAAAUCACGUCACCAUAUCUGUUCACCGGCUCAAAUCACAUCUAGCAAAUAUAAAAAAUCUUAACCAGUUCAUUGAGGAGAAUGGCUUCAAGUUGAACUCUGAAGGAGGAGAUUUAAAAGUGAGCCCAGAUGGCCUCUUGUUACAAAGCUCAACUGUGGCAGAUUUAACUUCCUUCGAAUUUGCUGAUGGAAUUUCAGAAUCUAUCCCAUGCUCGUACAUUGAGUUUGCCGAACGCCUUAUACUUCCUCAGUUCAAGAAUCUACCAGAGGAUAAGGUUGAAGAGUUCCAUAGACGAGAUGGUUUUGAAGUUGGAAACGCGGAUAAGAUAUUCGAGAGCACUUCAAUGGAUCAGCUAACCAGAAAGGCUGCUUGA